UUCCUUUUCUAACCUGAACUUGAACUUUCUAACCUGAAAGAAUGCAAAGGUUAUUUAGGGAGCUUCGCUAAUAUGUUGAUUGGCUCCUUUUAAGUGAUUGUUAUUGAAGAGAAGUUGUAAUCAAUGAAAGAUAAUUCUUUUCUUCAAAUAUUAUAGCGACAAUUUUUUCACAAAGUACUUUUUCAUUCUAUUCCACUAUGAGUUCUGACAGUCGAGAUUUCUCAUCUGUUCCUCAAGUCUGGAAGCCGGAUGGAAAAUCUGGUAAAAAUAUCAGGACCUUUAUGAAAUGUAUCGAAGAUAAAUACCAAAGGAAGUUUGGAGAUUAUUGGGAUUUCCAUCAAUGGACUGUCGAUAAUAUCGAAGAAACUUGGACAGAAUUGUGGGAAAAUUCAGGAAUCAUCUGCUCAAAGAAAUAUGAAAAGGUUGUUGAUCUUAGCUUACCGAUGACAGAAACCAAAUGGUUUGAAGGUGCAAAACUCAACUAUGCCGAAAAUUUAUUGAAAUAUAGAGAUGAUCACAUUGCUUUAAUACUUACAGGAGAAGAUCGAGAAGUUGAGAAGCUAACCUAUUCUCAGUUGUAUGAAGAAACAAAAUUAUAUGUUGCUGCUUUCAGAAAGUUUGGCCUUCGAAAGGGAGAUAUUGUAAUGUGUUUCAUGUCCAAUAGAAAAGAAGCCAUCUUGGGAAUGUUGGCAACAGUCAGUAUUGGAGCUAUAUGGACGGGUGCUUUACCUCAACUGGGGCCUGAGCCUGUCUUAAACAGAAUGUCUCAAAUUAAACCGAAGUUAUUAUUGACUGUGGACAGAUUUCUCUUCAAUGGAACAGAAAUAGAUAUGCUAAAAAAAGUUAAAGAUAUCGCAGAAGGAUUGCCAUCUCUGGAAAAAAUCAUCAUAGUCGCUUCUCAAGAAAAAUCCAAAUUGAAAGACAUCUCAAUUAUAAAGAAUAGUUGUUUCCUGGAUGAGUUUUGUGAAUUGGGACGACAAGCCGAUACUCCAGAAAUAGAUUUUGAGCAAGUUUCCUUCUCCUAUCCUGUUCACGUCAACUUUACAUCUGGGACAACUGGAUUGCCUAAAGCCCCAAUUUACGGAUGUGGACUUCUUAUGUCUGUGAUCAGAGACUACGGAAUACAUAUGGAUGCGGGAAGAGACGAUGUCUAUUUGUCUAUGUCGCCAGUUGGUUGGGCAUCAUGGUGCUUCAGUGCGAGUCUUUUAUUCCUGGGACAAACUGUAGUUCUUCAUGAAGGUUUUCCAUACUUAUUGAGUCCUACUUAUUUAUGGGACAUGAUUGAUGAAUUUAAAAUCACAAACCUUAUGAUUGCUCCCUCAACUUUCGAGGAAUUGGAGAAAAAGAAAUAUUUACCAACUUCAAAGAACAAUUUAAAUUCCUUGAGACUUAUAAAAACUGGAGGAAGUGUUGUAAAGAAAUCUUCAUUUGACUUUUUCUAUAAAGAAUUGAAGUUGAAGUCUGCAUUCUCAGCUGCAUACGGUAGUACUGAGGUGAUGUUGUGCUCUACUUUCGAUUUCAAUAUUCCUAUCUACUCAGGAGAAUUACCUACUUCAGCCUUAUGUACAUUAAUCGAAUGUUGUGAUGAAAUAACUGGAGAAGUUAUAUUUGGUGAAGUUGGGGAUCUAGUUAUAAGCAAGCCCAGUCCCCUCUUGAUUUCAGGUUUGUGGGGAGAUGAAGAUGGUUCGAAGUUUCGAGAAACAUAUUUCACCAAAUAUCCAGGAAAAUUUUGUAUUGGAGAUAACGGAAUAAUUAAUCCAGUUACAAAAGGUCUCUUGGUGUUAGGUAGAAGUGAUGCUACAUUAAAACAACGUGGAUGCCGGUUUGGUAGCUCUGAAAUAUACAACGUUGUUGAUCACUUUCCUGAAAUCAGUGACUGUUUAUGUGUUUCUCAGUUCAAUAGUAGUAGAGAUGAGAGAGCUGUUCUCUUUCUUAAACUGAGGGAUGGGUACAUGUUUAAUCAAGAUCUCGUUAAAAGGAUACGGAAAAGGAUUGCUGAUGAUCUCACACCACGUCAUGUUCCCGAUGUCAUCUUAGAGACGAAAGAUAUACCGAUGAAUACGAAUGGAAAGAAAUUAGAAUUAAUAGUGAAAAGAAUAAUCAAUAACUUGCCUGUCAACUUAGAUUCUGUCAGUAAUCCAGAGAGUCUGAAAUGUUAUCAAAACAGGAAAGAGCUGCAAGAUUUUAAAUGAUACUGGAGAUAGUUUCCCUGCAAAAAGUAUCUUCCUUUUGAUGUUCUAAACUUUGUUACUAUUUAUUGAAAUCACAAAGUUAUAAAAUACAGUUUUGUGGUUAUCUCUGCUUUGUACAAAUAUUUCAAUAAAGUGAUUAUUUAAAGUGCUA
Molecule: messenger RNA, 2343 nt
Organism: Parasteatoda tepidariorum (common house spider)
Lineage: Eukaryota; Metazoa; Arthropoda; Arachnida; Araneae; Theridiidae
Product: acetoacetyl-CoA synthetase
Biological process (GO): lipid metabolic process
Molecular function (GO): acetoacetate-CoA ligase activity
Source: RefSeq, a predicted model, not a curated record